Molecule: messenger RNA, 2121 nt
Organism: Coccidioides immitis RS
Lineage: Eukaryota; Fungi; Ascomycota; Eurotiomycetes; Onygenales; Onygenaceae
Product: RNA lariat debranching enzyme
Exons: 3
Coding region: 1-2121 (706 amino acids)
Biological process (GO): mRNA splicing, via spliceosome
Cellular component (GO): nucleus
Molecular function (GO): RNA lariat debranching enzyme activity
Source: RefSeq, a predicted model, not a curated record
AUGGCAUCUGAUCUGCCAACACAGAAGGGCUUUCGCCUUGCUAUAGAAGGAUGCGGACAUGGAAAACUACAUGAGAUCUAUGACUCAGUAAAGAAAUCGGCUGAGGCCAAGGGUUGGGAUGGUGUGGAUUUGGUUAUUAUUGGGGGUGAUUUUCAAGCUGUCAGAAACUCCAAUGACAUGGCUUGCAUGGCUGUUCCAGCAAAAUAUAAGAAAAUUGGUGAUUUUCAUGAGUACUACAGCGGUGCUCGAGUCGCACCUUAUCUGACUAUCUUCGUGGGAGGCAAUCACGAAGCAAGCAAUCAUCUUUUCGAGCUAUAUUAUGGAGGUUGGGUCGCACCCAAUAUUUAUUACCUUGGCGCCGCAAAUGUCAUUCGAUGCGGACCCUUGAGAAUUGCCGGGAUGUCGGGAAUCUGGAAAGGCUAUGACUAUCGCCGCCAGCAUUUUGAAAGGUUGCCAUAUGGCGAUGACGCAUUACGUUCUAUCUAUCAUGUUAGGGAGAUCGACGUCCGCAAGUUACUCCAAGUUCGCACACAAGUUGACAUCGGAAUUAGUCACGAUUGGCCGCAGGCUAUUGAAUGGACUGGUGAUGUCGAUGAUCUAUUCCGCAGAAAGCCUCAUUUUGUCAAAGAUGCAGAGUCUGGAAAGCUUGGAAGUCCCGCAGUGCGAUAUGUUCUUGACCGCUUGCGACCAGCUCAUUGGUUUUCUGCACACUUGCAUGUGAAAUACACUUCCACCCUGGAGCAUAAGGCCUAUUCUCCUCCUAGAGCAGUUAAUGCUCACAACAUUGACACGAAAUCACAGCAGUCGCGCAUGAAAGAUCCCGCCAAAGAUCCAGAACCUGAGGAAGUUAUGGCGAAGCCAAUGCAAGCGUGCGUCAGAAGACCUCAGAUGAUGACUCCAGGCGCCGCAGCAUACUCUGACAGGCGACCUGUUACUUAUAACACUCAGCUUCAGAGCAGUGAACAGGACCGUAUAAAUGCCUGGAGAGGAUUUUAUGAGGUGGCCUCAAAAAGGGAAGCUGAAGAAAAUGCCGAAUAUUUGAAAGCUGCGGAUGAGUUUAGACGUCGUGUCGAUGCUGGGGAAAUCGAAAAACCUAAGUCCAAUAUUGACUAUCAGGUGACCUGGAAGAAAGUUGUUACUGAUGAUGGCCUCUCGCGAGAAGUUUCAGACGUUGUGAGAACCAAAGCUGAGGAUGAAAUUAACCAAGUUCAGAAAGAGACUGCCCCUUCUCCUGUAAAAAAUGCAGACGAAAUAGAUCUUGAGAUGGAAUCUGCAUCAGAAACGGCUGAGACACCAAACGAAGCUCUUGAUGCCUCUAUCACAAAGCAAAGCUUUUCCACCCAAUUGGAAACUACAGCUACCAUGCCCAUGCCACCUGCACAAUUUGAUGGAGUCUCAGAUGAACUUCGUGAACAACUGCCAGCCAGUUUUCAAAAACGUGACAAAACACAGGACAAGGCCAUAGCUGAGGAAGAGCUUCCGGGGGGUAUUACAAACAAGGCAACCCAAUUUUUGGCUCUGGACAAAUGUGAGCCGCACAGAAAAUUCCUGGAGCUGCUCGAGAUAUUUCCUGUGUCUGAAAGCGACCACACUGAUGAACAACGUCCAUACCAACUUAAAUAUGAUAAGGAAUGGCUUGCGAUCACACGUGUUUUUGCUGAGGGAUUCGUGGUAGGGAAGAAGUCGCAAGUUCUCAUUGACAAAGGGAGCGCAUUUUAUAAACCAAAAAUCAUUGAUGCUGAGGCCUGGGUUGAAGAAAAUAUUGUCAAGGAAGGCAAGAUGGUUGUUCCACACAACUUCACCAUCACAGCACCUGUCUAUGAACCCUCUGUUCCUGUCACCACUCCUGAGCAGCCGUUCGAGUACUUGAAUCCCCAGACCACUCGAUUCUGCGAAAUGCUAGGCAUCGCAAAUCCAUUUGAGCAAUCUGAAGAAGAGCGUGCUGAACAAGAAGCAGCUAUCAGACAGGCCAACGAUCGCCGAAAAUCGGAGCCCGCUCAUUCCGGUCGUCGGGGAGGCUUUCGAGGAGGUCGUGGCGGCGGCUGGGGACGUGGAAACGGUGGGUACGGCGGCCGAGGCGGUUGGCAAGGAGGUCGCGGAAGAGGACGCGGUGGGCCGUAA